Sporothrix schenckii 1099-18 is the source of this 273-nucleotide messenger RNA. RefSeq lists its product as uncharacterized. The coding region runs from base 1 to 273 and encodes 90 amino acids. NCBI's taxonomy places the organism in Eukaryota, Fungi, Ascomycota, Sordariomycetes, Ophiostomatales, Ophiostomataceae. The transcript has a single exon. The record is from RefSeq and is a predicted model, not a curated record.
AUGACCCUCCUCGGCGAGAUCUGCAACCUCUCCGUCUCCUGCCCAGCUCCUUCGCUGCGGGACGAUAAACCGUUACGCGCGCUUAUGUCGAGAGCAAACAUUGUCCUGGCAAAUCGAAACGAAGCAUACAGACUUGAUGUCACAACCGAAGAGCGAAACGUUAGCGAGCAGUCAAGGCAAGGGGAUGUGGAGUUUGUGACAAUGAAGAGUUGGUUGCCCGUGGCCAAUUCGGUUAUGCAAUAUGCACACUCAGCCUCGUACUCCACAAGCUGA